AUGGCCUCUGUCAAUCUGACGAUCAAGCCCGUCCAGGCGCCUGCUGGCGCCAAUGCGGGCGAGUUUCAGGUCAGCAUCGACACCACAGCUACCAUAGAGGAGCUGAAGGAGAAGGUUUCCGCACAAGUCAACAUCCCAGCGAAGAACAUUCGGCUGGUGUGCAUCGGCCGCAUCUGGCAGGACACCCAGACCGUCGGGUCUUACGAGCCGAAAGACGGAGUCGUGGUGCACUGUCUAAACAAUCCGCAAAGGGAAGCCCCUCCCGCCACCAGCCAGUCGUUGGCUCCGGCGAACCCCAUGGCGCAGAUGAUGGGCGCGGCACCCGCGCCGCAGGCCAACUCAGGCUGUCGGCCGAGGCAGCAGCUGAUGAACUCGCCCAUGGUCCAGCAGAUGAUGAGCAACCCGGAGGUUUUGAGGACGAUGGUUCGCAUGAACCCGCAGCUCAACGAGCUCAUGGAGCAGCGACCGGAGAUCGCCAGGAUGCUGGAGGAUCCGGAGUUGCUCCAGCAGUCCAUGCGCAUGGUUGCCAAUCCGUCGCUGAUGCGAGAAAUGACCAGGAAUGCAGAUCGCGCCUUGGGCCAGCUCGACGCCAUGCCGGGCGGUCACAACGCGCUGGUGCGAGCUCACGAGGAGUUUGCGGACCCGCUCUUUGAGGCCAUGUCAGGAGGAGGCAGCAGCGCCAGCGGCGGGAACGCGACAGCGGUCGACUACUCGCAGGACACUAGCUCCGGACCCAGCAGUGAGGCGCUGCCCAACCCAUGGGGCCCGACGCCGGCCGCGAACACCCCCGCGGCCACGCCUGCGCCCGGAAACCCAGACACGAAAAGCCGACAGACGCCAGCUGCAGCCGCCAGCCCGGCAGGGGGCAUGGCGGGAUUAGGCGCCUUGGGUGCGCCAGGCGCUUUGGGUGCGCCAGGCGCCUUGGGUGCGCCAGGUGGCCUAGGUGCCAUGGGUGGUCUUGGUGGCUUGGGUGGCCUAGGUGGCAUGGGCGGCUUUGGGGGUUUGGGUGGCUUGGGGGGUUUGGGCGCCCUGGGUGGCAUGGGCGGCAUGGGCGGCAUGGCUGGGUCAGGGGCUCCUGCUGGCAUGACCAGCCCAGCAGCACCGACAGCUGGCGCGACCGCUCCGGGAACGGCCG
Messenger RNA from Symbiodinium sp. CCMP2456, 1135 nucleotides. The record is from the annotation of a GenBank genome assembly. NCBI's taxonomy places the organism in Eukaryota, Dinophyceae, Suessiales, Symbiodiniaceae.